UUAGAACAAACAUACGGUAGUUUAAGCAUGAAGUAUUUGUUUCCAGUGAAAAAUAUGUUAACUCCCAUCUUCUCCCUAGUACAGACAGUGACUGGUUUAGGAAUGUUGGCGAUAAUAUUAAUAUUGGCUUUAAUUUCAUAUUCAUGACCUUCUGUUAAUGUCUUGGGGUGACUUUUACAAUAACAAAAUCUUUCUAUGUAUAUUAGGGUUUCUUCAUGCAACCAUCUUGUCUGCUUUGUGUAGGGUGCCAUAUUUCAAAAAGUGAAAAUCUGGACACAAAAGUUGUUGAGCUUGUUUUGUUUUGGCAGAAAAAAGGAAGAAAGAUCUGAGGACCAAGACUUACAGAGUCCCAAGGAUAAGUCGCCAAAAGCCAAAAAAUUCAAAAAGGAGCGGAAAGAGGAAAAGCAGCAUGAGCUUGCACAGCCUUCUGCAGAACCAGCUGAAGCAGGCAAGGCAGAGAUGUCGGAAGGAGCUGGGACUGCUCCCGCUGUACCCGAAGCCUCUGCAUCUCCAAAACAGCGCCGUUCUGUCAUCCGGGACCGUGGGCCGAUGUAUGAUGACCCCACCUUGCCGGAAGGCUGGACCCGCAAGCUUAAGCAGAGGAAGUCUGGUCGCUCAGCGGGGAAGUAUGACGUCUACCUUAUCAACCCCCAGGGCAAGGCCUUCCGCUCCAAAGUUGAGCUCAUUGCCUAUUUUGGAAAGGUGGGGGACACCUCUCUGGAUCCUAAUGAUUUCGAUUUCACGGUGACUGGACGUGGGAGUCCGUCACGGCGAGAACAGAAGCCUCCGAAGAAACCCAAAAUCACUAAAACAGCUGGCACAGGUCGUGGGCGGGGCCGACCAAAGGGCAGCGGCUCUGCCAAGCCCAGAGGAGCUGCCUCGGAAGGUGUGCAAGUGAAGCGGGUGAUUGAGAAGAGUUCUGGAAAACUGCUGGUCAAGAUGCCUUUGCAGUCCUCUCCAGCAGGAGCCAAGGCAGAAGGCACUGGUGGGGCCACCACCUCCACACAGGUCAUGGUGAUCAAGCGUCCUGGGCGCAAGCGGAAAUCUGAAUCAGACCCCCAGGCUGUGCCUAAGAAACGGGGGCGUAAGCCAGGCAGUGGAGCAGCAGUGGUAGUUGCCGAAGCCAAAAAGAAAGCAGUCAAGGAGCCGGUUGUCCAGGCGGUCCGGGAGACAGUGCUGCCCAUCAAGAAGCGCAAGACACGUGAGGCUGUUAGCAUAGAGAUAGCCAAGCCAAGCCCACCUCCUCCAAGCAACACUGGGGAGCGGAGCCCCAAGGGACAGCGAACGGCUGCCAAGAGCCCAGGGCGCCGCAGCAAGGAAAGCAGUCCUAAAGGGCGGGGUGGCAAUGCCGUACCAACCUCUGCCCCUUCCUCCUCCCCUGGCAAGAAGGAUCAGCACCAUCCUCCCCAUCAGCCGCCUUCGGAGGCCCAGGGCAGCUCCCCUUCUCAGUCCCCUGAAAGCCCCAAGGACAGCAGGAGCCUUCCAGCUGAGCCCCAGGACUUGAGCAGCAAGAGCUGCAAAGAGGAGAGGGCUCCGGAAAGUGAUGGCUGCCCAAAGGAGCCACCUAAGACUCAGCCCAGCGGCACAGCAGUGCCCUACAAACAUGAGCGCAAAGACACUGUGUCGUCCUCCGCGGCCUUGCCCCGGCCCACAAACAGGGACGAGGCCGUGGACACCAGGACACCUGUGUCAGAGCGGGUCAGCUGACUUUGAGGGGGGUGAGUGAGCAAGUGAGCGCCAGAGGAAACAAAGAGAGAGACAGGCACUCCCAGCCCCCCACACCCAGAUGAGACUCCAGGCAGCUGCUGGGCAGGACUCCCCUUUCCCCAGAGUGCCCUGGCUUUCAACCAUUCAGCUACUCCAAAACUAUUCUUCCUCUGUUCCAAUCCUUCCCCCAUUUUCAAUACAGACAAGCACAGUGUGGGGUGCAGAGACAUGCCUCCCAGAGCUGGAAGCCACUUUGCACUUUUUCUACAGAAUGGGGGCACCCUUUUCUCUCCCCCCACACCCCCACCAGCCCCUUCUGCCAUGCUUUGCUGCAUAUACUACUGACAAGGCAAGCUGUUUGGCAGGGGAGGGGCAGCUCCAAACUCUGGCCUGUCGCCCUGAUCCUGCUUGCCCUCCAUAUUACAGAGGCCUGGUGGACAGAUUGUGGGGAGGGUGGGCAUGUGUGUAUUCCACUCCACCUCCCUAGUGCCAUGUAAUGUAGUUGUCCAGUCUUAGUUGGAUUUCUGUAGUUUUCAGUAGGAUGUGUGUGUACACACAAGAGAGAAAGAGAUGGGACUGUGGCGUACUGGGGAACCAAUAUCCCCCUUUUGCCAAUUAGACCAGCAGAUAGGAAAGUUUUUCUCUCCCCCAAGGACAGUUGUGCUGCUAAGAGACCACUGGGAUACUGGGGGCAACUUUGUAAGAAUGUCCUCCUUUCCUACGUCUAUCCCAAAAGGAGAGGCCUUUUGAUUUUGUUGAAGCAAUCUGAGUGUGCUGAAGCGUGUACGUGUGUGCGUGUGCUUGUCAUAUGCUAAGAGUUAAAAUGAGAUGUUCUUCCAGUUCUUGUCAAUGAUGUUAGUUUAGGGAACUGUUUGCACUAAUGGAGGCCUUUGCCCACCUUCUGUGAGGCAACGGCAUGAAAGAGUGUGCCUGUGUGUAUUGGAGCGGGACAUUUUGAUGGAAUUCUGGCUGACCUCUCCACCUUAGUUCUGGGGCAGGAAGGUAGCUGAAUGUUUCUAAAACUACCUGAUCUUCUGUGCUGGGAUUGAUAUGUGGCAGUGGCUUCACUGAGAAGCCUAGUAUUUGUCAUUUACAAGGACUUCCUUAUGGCUGGCAACCAAGCUCUUCCAUGACAGUUGAGCACACCCCUCACUCCCCAGGGACAGAGAGCUCAGCAGAAGAGUAGUGUACCUUGGGGAGGGGACUUGGUUUCAAAUGGAUGUCUCCUUUGUUUUGUUUUUCUGUCUGCAGAAGAUAGAAGAGGAGGGGUAGGGAAGCAUCGACCACUUCAGUGUGCUUAUUUUUGUUUUUAACUGCAUAUGUAGUGCAGACAGGAUCUGUGCCCCCCUCCAUUCUAGGCAGUAGCAAAGUACCCCAAGAACAAGAUGGGGGAGUAUGGGUCCAAGUCAGCAGUCUGGGCAGGAACUAGAAAGAGUUAUCUCUGAAAGUGUUGUCACUUUGUGGUGGUGCAAAAGGAUUAGAACAAGCCCCAUCUUGUUCUGCAGCUCUUUGAGGGCCAAAAUAGAUAUGAUUCUGGACCUUCAUGAUCAGAUUUUUAUUUAUUUAUUUUUUAAAAAACAACUUAAAGCCGCAGGAGGCUCUGCUUUUGAUCACAGCAGCAGUGCUGAGGAAGAGGGUAUUUAACUCUCUCCUUCUCAUCCAACCCCUGUGCUGGUUGUCUUUGGUGCAUACACACCAUACAGUGGUACCUCUGGAUGCAAACGGGAUCCGUUCCAAGCCCUGUUCGCAUCCUGAGCAGAACGCAACCCGUGUCUGCGCAUGCGCGGGUUGUGAUUCGUCGUUUCUGCGCAUGCAUGUGACGUCAUUUUGAGAGUCUGCACAUGUGUGAGCGGCGAAACCCGAAAGUAACCCAUUCCGUUACUUCUGAGUCGCUGCGGAAUGCAACCUGAAAAUGCUCAACCUGAAGCAUAUUUAACCCGAGGUACGACUGUACAUAUAAAGCACAUGACUUCCCCAAAGACGUCUGCCCCUAAAAAGAGCCACAAUUCCCAUCACACUUAACAGGUUAAAGUUCCCAGGAUUCUUUUUUUGGGGGGUGCACUUUAAAUGUUCAAUGUGUACACAGCUUAAUUCCCAUCCCAUCCAAGCUGCUAUUUUCCCUGCUUGUGAGGGGAUUCAGGUACCUGCACAGUACUGUCCCCCCCCUCCCCGCAUAAGAGGGGCAGAAUUUAGAUCAAGAAAAUGGCCAUGUGGCCAGUAUAGCCACCCUCUCCCUCAGCACCUCUUUUCCAAUAAAAAUUGGAGCCUCCUGCAGAUUCUUGGAAUUAAAAAUGUUGAAGGAUCUCGCGUUAGGCUCUCUGGAGACAUGCCUAUUUUGGGCCCUUAGAGAGAGACUUCAGUGUGGAGACAACUUAUUUUUAUGUUUCCCCUUCUUGCCUAUUCACCAGAUAAGUAGAGUAAAAUUCCUUCCAUGUGUGGCAAUUGUCAAAAGACACUUAUUAAGUAUAGAUAAAGGGUAAUGCACUAGUCAUAACUGAGAGACUCCAGGUUCAUAGUGGGAGGACCAGUUAGGAUUGGGACAACCUUCACUGCAACAAUUUACUGAAUUGCUCAUUUUUGCUUGGCUUCCUGCGCUGGCACCACAGUCAAAGCCAAAUUUUGGUUUUUCUUUUCUUCCCAUGUAUAUAACUCAGCAAUUGGCAGAAAGGUUGGGGAUGGCUUCUAAUUUUUGUUCUUCUGGGAGAAAUCCUGUGCUAGUGAUUGGACCGAAGUCUGCUGCUAAUCACAGACUCUGGAAUAUACCCACCCGCACCCGCUCUAAGGGUAAGGUAACUAGUCUGAAGGCCAGUUCAUCCUUCACUUGGAUGGCAGUGGCUGCCUGAGGAUACUGCUGUGGAAACAUGGCAGAAAGUACAAAGAAGUGGGGGAGAAAAUGGCUUUGUGGUAACUAAAAAAACAAAC
This is a messenger RNA of Podarcis raffonei (Aeolian wall lizard), 4629 nucleotides long. It is a transcript of the gene MECP2, whose product is annotated as methyl-CpG binding protein 2. The transcript is spliced from 3 exons. Bases 460 to 1707 code for a protein of 415 amino acids. Gene Ontology annotation, molecular function: methyl-CpG binding; double-stranded methylated DNA binding; chromatin binding. The record is from RefSeq and is a predicted model, not a curated record. Gene Ontology annotation, biological process: negative regulation of transcription by RNA polymerase II. NCBI's taxonomy places the organism in Eukaryota, Metazoa, Chordata, Lepidosauria, Squamata, Lacertidae. Gene Ontology annotation, cellular component: heterochromatin; nucleus.